Molecule: messenger RNA, 1380 nt
Organism: Lipotes vexillifer (Yangtze River dolphin)
Lineage: Eukaryota; Metazoa; Chordata; Mammalia; Artiodactyla; Lipotidae
Product: tumor necrosis factor receptor superfamily member 25
Exons: 11
Coding region: 1-1380 (459 amino acids)
Biological process (GO): signal transduction
Cellular component (GO): plasma membrane
Molecular function (GO): protein binding
Source: RefSeq, a predicted model, not a curated record
AUGCCGCUCAGCACGUGGGGAGGGCGGGCUCUUCGGGCGGUGCGGGGUGGGCGGGGCGGUCCUGCGGGCGCCGCGGCGGGCGGAGCGGGGAAGCCCGGGUCGGGUCGAGGGCCCAGCGUGGCGCCCAGGGCCAUGGAGCCGCGGCCCGGGGCGUGUGCGGCGGCGCUGGCUGCGGCCCUCCUCCUGCUGCUGGGUGCCCAGGGCCAGGGCAGCACUCCCAGCCCCAGGUGUGACUGUGUGCACAGCUUCCAGAAGAGGAGUGGUCAGGUCUGCUGCAGGGGCUGUCCAGCAGGGCACUACCUGAAGGCCCCCUGCACAAAGCCCUGUGGCAUCUCCACCUGUCUCCCGUGCCCCCGGGGCACCUUCCUGGCCUGGGAGAACCACCACAAGACCCGCUGUGCCCGCUGCCAGGCCUGUGAUGAGGAAGCCUCCCAGGUGGCCCUGAAGAACUGCUCGGCGGUGGCAGACACCCACUGCGGCUGCAAGCCAGGCUGGUUCAUGGACUGCGUCGUCAGCCAGUGUCCCCACAGCUCUCCCUUUCGCUGCCACCCGUGCCCAGACUGUGAGGCCCUGCACCGCCGCACGCGGGCCCCCUGUUCCAGCGGAGACACUCACUGUGGGACCUGCCUGCCCGGCUUCUAUGAAUAUGGCAACAGCUGCGUGUCCUGUCCCACGAGCACCCUUGGGGACUGUCCUGUGCCCUGUGUGGCUGUCUGUGGCUGGAGGCAGGUGUUCUGGGUCCAGGUGCUCCUGGCAGCCCUGGUGGUCCCACUCCUGCUUGGUGCCACCCUGACCUACACAUACCGCCGCUGCCAGCUUUGCAAGGCCAUAAUUCCUGCAGGUGAAGCUGGGGUGGAGGCCCUGACCCCCCUGCAGGCCACCCACCUCUCAGCCCCGGACAGCAGCCCCACCCUUCUUGUAACACCCAGCAGCAGUGAGAAGGUCUGCACCAUCCAGCUGAUAGGCAGCAGCUGGACCUCUGGCUCUCCCCAGGCCCAGGAGGCCCCCUGCCCGGAGGUGACAUGGUCCUGGGACCAGCUGCCCAGCAGAGGUCUUGGCCCGCCGCCCCCGCCCUCGCCGGCGCCCCCUGCAGGCUCGGCGGCCGCCAUGCUCCAGCCGGGCCCGCAGCUCUACGCCGUGAUGGACGCGGUGCCCGCGCGGCGCUGGAAGGAGUUCGUGCGCACGCUGGGGCUGCGCGAGGCGGAGAUCGAGGCGGUGGAGGUGGAGGUCGGGCGCUUCCGCGACCAGCAGUACGAGAUGCUCAAGCGCUGGCGCCAGCAGCAGCCCGCGGGCUUGGGCGCCGUCUACGCCGCCCUGGAGCGCAUGGGGCUGGACGGCUGCGCCGAGGACCUGCGGAGCCGCCUGCAGCGUGGCCCGUGA